Molecule: messenger RNA, 1267 nt
Organism: Epinephelus fuscoguttatus (brown-marbled grouper)
Lineage: Eukaryota; Metazoa; Chordata; Actinopteri; Perciformes; Serranidae
Product: cornifelin homolog A-like
Exons: 4
Coding region: 281-772 (163 amino acids)
Source: RefSeq, a predicted model, not a curated record
GCAGCAGACCGCUGGCCCACAGAACGCUGUGUCGUGGCUGGAGUGAUUCCACCAGACGAUGGUCUCCACUAGUUGUUUUUUUAAUAAUGUAAUUUAGCAGCAUACUUUGUGGUAUUUAUCAAAAUAACAACUUUUGACAGAUUUCAGUCGUUUUAGAGACACUAAUAUUUUGCAGAAAAUUAGCGAAGGAAUUUGUAUUCUAUCUGCAGUGGCAAACAACAAUUUGGAGCACUCCAUUCAGGUUCAUUGUUGGCUGCCUGUGGCUGAAGUCUAACAUCCAAUGGAAACAAGACCUUUGAUAGAGUGGAACACUGGUCUCUUCGACUGCUUUGAGGAUGCAAGUUCUUGUUGCUAUGGUUUCUGGUGCGCCCCUUGUCUUGCCUGCACGGUGUCAGAAAGAUUUGGAGAGAACCGUUGUCUCCCGUUGUUUGACAUUUGCUGUUUGAAAUAUCCAUGCUUGCCUUCUCCUGCAGUCCUCUCUCUAAGGGUUGCCAUGCGAAACAGAUACGGCAUCAAGGGUUCUCUGUGUAAGGACAUCAUAGCUACCAGCUGCUGUGAGUGGUGCGCCUGGUGUCAGAUGCAUCGAGAGUUAAAACAUCGCAGGCAAACUCCCACUGUCGUCAAUAUGCAGAAUCAAACCAUUGUACAAAUGCAGCCUCCUGCAGUCAUGAUGGCUCCUGCAUACCAACCCCAAGGUGGUUAUGUGUACCAAGGAGUCCCAGCCCAAGAUUGUGUGGUGACCCAAUCAGAAGUCCACGUGCAGCCAUACUGAGCUCUGUGGCUUCUCAUUGGCCUGUUGUAUCUUAUGAAGAAAGUAUGAUUGAGCUCAGAUCUUACUGCUGUUAAGUGAAUGAUUAAUCAUUCAAAGCCAAAUAUGUUAUAACUUUGAAUUGUGCCCCCCUGGCAUCAGAGUGUGCUGAACAAGUUUCAGUUUCUUAAUAAUUAUGACAAUAAUUGUAACAGUUCUUGGUGAAGUCCCUUAAAUUUGGUUCUCAGUUUUUUGCAGCUAACAAGGACACCCAGUCAAGGAUUAAUGAGGCACAUGUAGUUCUUUCACAUCUCUAUUUCUCCACAAGUAAUCUUGGGAGUGUGGUCUACAGUUAAAGAAAUAAUUAAGUUGUAUUCGAAUAGGAACAGCGUUCCUAUUCAGCAACAUCCCACUGCAGUUUAUCCAAAAGCCCAACAGAGGGCCCUCUGUAACCACAAAUGGCUGCCAAAAAAAUGUCAUUAGCAAAUGAGGAUAUCAGUCAUCUGCAAUCCUUGUCUU